AGCUCAGAGAAGACACCGGAAUCAACCAAAGAGACAGCAUGGUGAAGUUUGCACCCUUGUCCGUGCCAUGGGAGCGCAGGAUGCAAACCUUUGUGGUCCUGCAGUGGGUUUUCUCCUUUCUGGCUCUGGCCCAGAUCUGCAUUGUGGUCUUCAUAGGUCUCCUGUUCACAAGAUUCUGGAUCUUCAGUAUCCUGUAUGCAACCUGGUGGUACCUGGACCGAGACAAGCCACGGCAGGGGGGCAGGCGCAUUGAGGCCUCAAGGCGCUGGGUCAUAUGGAAGUACAUGAAGGACUAUUUCCCCGUCUCGCUGGUCAAGACCGUGGAGCUGGACCCCUCCCGGAACUACCUCGCUGGCUUCCACCCCCAUGGGGUCCUGGCGGCCGGAGCUUUUACCAACCUGUGCACCGAGAGCACCGGCUUUUCUUCACUGUUCCCCGGCAUCCGCCCACAUCUGAUGAUGCUGAACUUGUGGUUCUGGGCCCCUUUCUUCAGGGAUUACAUCAUGUCAGGGGGGCUGGUCUCAGCAGACAAGGAGAGCGCCACUCACAUUCUCAACAGGAAGGGAGGUGGCAGCCUGCUGGCCAUCAUUGUCGGGGGCGCCCAGGAGGCACUGGACGCCAGGCCUGGAGCCUACAGGCUGUUGCUGCGGAACCGCAAGGGCUUCGUCAGGCUCGCCCUGAUGCACGGGGCAGCUCUGGUGCCGAUCUUCUCCUUUGGGGAGAAUGACCUAUUUGACCAGGUUGACAACUCUCCUGGCUCCUGGUUGCGCCGGACCCAGAACCGACUGCAGAAGAUCAUGCGAGUCUCCCUCCCACUCUUCCAUGGCCGUGGUGUCUUCCAGUACAGCUUUGGUCUUAUGCCCUACCGCCAGCCCAUCACCACCGUGGUGGGGGCGCCCAUCGAGGUGCAGAAGACACCGUGUCCCUCUCAGGAAGAGGUGGACAACCUGCACCAGCGCUACAUGAAGGAGCUAAGCAACCUCUUCGAAGCCCACAAGCUCAAGUACAACGUCCCCAGUGACCAACACUUGGAAUUCUGCUAG
Balaenoptera acutorostrata (minke whale) is the source of this 1043-nucleotide messenger RNA. It is a transcript of the gene MOGAT2, whose product is annotated as monoacylglycerol O-acyltransferase 2. Gene Ontology annotation, cellular component: endoplasmic reticulum membrane. The record is from RefSeq and is a predicted model, not a curated record. The transcript is spliced from 6 exons. Gene Ontology annotation, molecular function: diacylglycerol O-acyltransferase activity; 2-acylglycerol O-acyltransferase activity. Gene Ontology annotation, biological process: diacylglycerol biosynthetic process; triglyceride biosynthetic process. NCBI's taxonomy places the organism in Eukaryota, Metazoa, Chordata, Mammalia, Artiodactyla, Balaenopteridae. The coding region runs from base 39 to 1043 and encodes 334 amino acids.